UUUCAAUUAUUUUUUUAAAGACAGCUGUUGGAUCUGUUAAAAUCUGAAAGUAACCAUUUGUUUACACUAAAUUACUCAUUAUAGUUCAGAACUCAAGUUAAAUUUAUAAAAGUUGUUAUAAAUUAGUAUCAAUGUUUGGCCGAUCGCGAUUCGCUAAUAUAUUUAGACCGAAUUAUAUGAGAAUAUUCAAUUAUGCAGAGCUUGCUACAAAGGAAUCACAUGGAGAAUUAGUAAUUACAGAUGCUUGUGCUCAGCGGUUGAAGGAGAUAGUUGACGAUGGUAGUGCACUGAGAGUGGUUGUAGAGGGAGGAGGCUGCUCCGGGUUUCAGUACAAAUUUGAACUUGACAAGAAUACAACUGAGGAAGACAAGAUAUUUGAGAAAAAUGGUGCACGAAUCAUUAUAGACACAACAUCUUUGGAAUACAUCAAAGGUUCAACCAUUGAUUAUCAACAGGAAUUGAUAAAGGCAUCCUUUAGGGUGGUGAACAACCCGAUGGCAGAACAAGGAUGUUCCUGCGGAGCCUCUUUCUCUAUUAAAGUAGACUGAAAUGAGUUGAAGUAAUUUUUAGUUAUGUUAUUGUGAAUAAACUUGUGUGAUAAGUAUGUGAUAUUAGUUUAAAUUUUUAUGUGUAAAUGUUAUGAGUGAAAGUAGUUUUGUUUCCUAGUCAAAAAUCUGUAAAUUAUUAAUAAAUAUAUUUAAUAAUUACAUGAUUUUAAGUUUAAA
Homalodisca vitripennis (glassy-winged sharpshooter) is the source of this 725-nucleotide messenger RNA. Its product is annotated as iron-sulfur cluster assembly 2 homolog, mitochondrial. Bases 132 to 548 code for a protein of 138 amino acids. Gene Ontology annotation, cellular component: mitochondrion. The record is from RefSeq and is a predicted model, not a curated record. Gene Ontology annotation, molecular function: 4 iron, 4 sulfur cluster binding; iron ion binding; 2 iron, 2 sulfur cluster binding. The transcript has 3 exons. Lineage: Eukaryota; Metazoa; Arthropoda; Insecta; Hemiptera; Cicadellidae. Gene Ontology annotation, biological process: iron-sulfur cluster assembly.